UGAAUGUAAUCAGUGGUUAGUCGUCAGUAUGACGAUUCACUGUGGCGAGCCCUAAUCGGGAAAAGCCGAAAGUGACUUUCAUGCGUACGUGUGGCGUAAUGACGUCACGACCCCGGAAAUCAGCAGGCAAGCUGUGUUGUCUUAGCAGUGGAGCAGGUAUUUGUGCAGACCCAACCGAACCAGACAGAAAACCUGCAACACGGCUGUUGUUACCAUUGUCAUUUGUUAUUUUGUUGUUGUCUCUGAGCGCCGCCAUCAUGAACGUGACGCUCGCGGUGAAACAGUACGUCUCUAAGAUGAUCGAGAGCAGCGGGCCCGGGAUGAAGGUUCUGCUGAUGGACAGAGAGACGACCAGUAUAGUGAGCAUGGUGUACACUCAGUCAGAGAUCCUGCAGAAGGAGGUUUACCUCUUUGAACGGAUUGACUCUCAGAACAGAGACAGCAUGAAACACCUGAAGGCCAUCUGCUUCCUCCGACCCACCAAGGAGAACGUGCAGCAUCUGAUUCAGGAGCUGAGGAGACCAAAGUACAGCGUCUACUUCAUCUACUUCAGUAAUGUGAUCAGUAAGAGUGAGAUCAAAGCUCUGGCUGAAGCUGAUGAACAGGAAGUGGUGGCUGAAGUCCAGGAGUUUUAUGGAGAUUUCAUCGCUGUGAAUCCUCACCUGUUCUCCCUGAACCUGCUGGGAGUUGCCAGGGGCCGCAGCUGGGAGCCCUCCCUGUUGGCUCGCUGCACUCAGGGUCUGACCUCCGUCCUCCUGGCGCUGAAGAAGUGUCCAAUGAUCCGCUACCAGCUGUCGUCAGACAUGUCUAAACGCCUGGCCGAGAGCGUCAAGCAAAUCAUCACAAAGGAGUAUGAGCUGUUUGACUUCAGGAAGACUGAAGUCCCUCCUCUGCUGCUGAUCCUCGACCGCAGCGACGACGCCAUCACACCUCUGCUCAACCAGUGGACUUACCAGGCGAUGGUGCACGAGCUGCUGGGUCUGAACAACAACCGGAUUGACCUGUCCAGAGUCCCGGGGAUCAGUAAAGACCUGAGGGAGGUGGUGCUGUCUGCAGAGAAUGACGAGUUCUACGCCAAUAACCUGUACCUGAACUUUGGAGAGAUCGGCACCAACAUAAAGAACCUGAUGGAGGACUUCCAGAAGAAGAGACCCAAAGGACAGCAGAAGCUGGAGUCCAUCGGUGACAUGAAGGCAUUUGUUGACAACUAUCCUCAGUUUAAGAAGAUGUCGGGCACUGUAUCCAAACACGUGACGGUGGUUGGGGAGUUGUCUCGGCUGGUGUCCGAGCGUCAGCUGAUGGAGGUGUCGGAGGUGGAGCAGGAGCUGGCCUGUCAGAACGACCACUCCAGUGCUCAGCAGAGCGUCCGGCGCCUGCUGCAGAACCCUCGUCUGUCAGAGCUGGACGCCGUCCGCCUGGUCAUGCUCUACGCUCUGAGAUACGAGCGCCACAGCAGCAGCAUCCUCCCGUCUCUGAUGGAUGAGCUGAGCAGGAGAGGAGUGUCUGAGCGCCACCGUAGGAUGGUGCAGGCUGUGGUUGAGUACGGAGGGAAACGAGUCAGAGGAAGUGACCUCAUCACGCCCACAGACGCCGUUGCUAUCACCAAACAGUUCUUCAAAGGACUCAAGGGAGUGGAGAACGUAUACACUCAGCAUCAGCCGCUGCUUCAUGACACUCUGGAUCAGCUGAUCAAAGGUCGGCUCAAGGACAGCCAGUUCCCGUACCUGGGACCCAGCAGCCUCCGAGACAGACCUCAGGACAUCAUUGUGUUUCUGAUUGGUGGAGCCACGUAUGAAGAAGCUCUGAUUGUUUACAACCUGAACCGCAGCACACCUGGAGUCCGCAUCGUGCUGGGAGGAAGCACCGUUCACAACACCAAGAGUUUCCUGGAGGAAGUGAUGUCAGUGACAAGUCAAGGUGGUGACCAACUGCAGGGAAGUGGUCGCCAUGGCAACCGGCGCUGAACACAAAUGAAAAGACUAUUCCUAACUUUAUGUUUGUAUUUGUCCGACAUCAUCUCCGUGCUCAGACGUUUCAGAGGUGUUUGUUUUUUUUGUCGUCCUUGUUCACACACGAGGUGGUCAGAUAAUUAGGAACACCUGUGAAUAAAACAAUGAGUUCAACAAAAAUCAGAGCAGGUGGAUUGUGUUAGACUGUACAGGUGUACCUAAUAAAGUGGACACAGUGUCUGUUCUCUAGUGAACCUUAAUGUGCAGCGUAACUCGGUGUGUGUUAGCUCAUGGCUGCAGACGUCACUUCACUAAAUGCACUUCAUGCUGUAAAAACAACAGUGUCACUGUUUCCUCUCUGCAUCUGACUCGCUGUUAGUUUCUCUGCUCUCACACACACACACACACACACACA
This is a messenger RNA of Monopterus albus (swamp eel), 2364 nucleotides long. It is a transcript of the gene vps45, whose product is annotated as vacuolar protein sorting 45 homolog. The coding region runs from base 81 to 1964 and encodes 627 amino acids. The record is from RefSeq and is a predicted model, not a curated record. The transcript is spliced from 15 exons. Gene Ontology annotation, biological process: vesicle-mediated transport. NCBI's taxonomy places the organism in Eukaryota, Metazoa, Chordata, Actinopteri, Synbranchiformes, Synbranchidae.